Messenger RNA from Stegodyphus dumicola, 773 nucleotides. RefSeq lists its product as uncharacterized. The record is from RefSeq and is a predicted model, not a curated record. Lineage: Eukaryota; Metazoa; Arthropoda; Arachnida; Araneae; Eresidae.
AUGGAAAACAAUGGAAGACUUAAUGAUUAUUUUAAAUGCAGAAGGAACGGCCCUUCCAAAACUGCAGAUAGGUGGAGGAAAACAUGGAGAGAUUACAAAUUUUCAAUCAAGAAGAAAGCAGCUAAAAUAGCUCAACAUAAGAGAGAAACUGGAGGAGGCCCGGAAAUUAAAGACAAUUUGACACCAUUAGAGGAGCGAGUUCUUGCACCUUAUGGCAGCGUUAUGUCACGUGGAAAUGAUGAAGUUCCUGAAUCUGCUGUUGAAUUUGAAUGCUUUGAAAAUGUUUCUCCUGAAAAUAUAUCAGAAGGAAACAUUCCACUGUGUGAUGUCGACUUCAACACAUCAUAUGAGGUUAUAGCCAGUGCUUCAAAUGAUUCUAAAGGGAAAACGAAAGCCUACGGCAGCACAGAUAGCUGACAGGCUUCUUCAGAGUCACAACAGCACUGCACAACAUCAGUUGCAUAUAGCUGAGUGCAAAGAAAAGGAAAUCAAACUACUAGAAUUGCAGAUAGAGCUGCAUAAACAGAAGCUGGAGUUUUAUGCAAUAAAAGCAGCUGCAGCAGAAAGAAGAGCUGUUGCAAUCGAGAGACUAGCUUUGGCAGCUGAGAGGCAAGCAAUGGCUGCAGAAAAGCAGUGUGCGUGGACAGAAAAAAUUUUCCAUUUAAAAAAUAAAAAAGUUAAGACUGAUAAUCAAAAAAUAAAUUUUCAAAUGAGAAAAGAAAAUCUAAAAUAUCUGUAAUGUGUAUUUUUGUAAUAAAAUUGAUUUAAUAAUA